UGGAGUAUUUUGUAAUAUGUUGGAGAACGGUAUGAUGAAUUCAUUGUUCAGGUUCUUGCUUUCCGCGGUGCUUGUGUAUCAGGUGGUUUCUUCUGAUUCAGGGUGUACGGGGUCAGAAUGUGGGAAAGUCGGAGUGUCUGGAAAACCAAAUCAACACUCGGAGUUCUUGAACAAGUUUAACGAAAUGAACACGGAAACGGCGCAACGACAUAGCAACGCAGAGGCCGUGUUACCUUUCAUUGGACUAACCGGAGUUGCUACACAAAGCCGUACCUGCUGUAAGAACGGAGGAACGUGCAUUUUAGGAAGCUUUUGUGCAUGUCCGAAAUAUUUCACUGGUCGGAGUUGUGAAUAUGAUGAACGUCUCAGGGACUGUGGUGUCAUUCCACACGGAGAGUGGGUACAGAAAGGUUGUUCGUAUUGUAGAUGUGGAUAUGGACUUCUGCAUUGCUUCCCGCAUGUUUUCAGCAACAACUGUGACGACUCUCAAGAAGUUCGAUGGUAUCGUUCAAACGGCGUCAGAAUGUGGUCAUCUGCGUUUGUCAUGUUUGUGGCCUUGAUUUUAACCUUUCUACUGUAAAACAGAGACCAACUAUGAACUUUGAGAUUUUUUGUUGCAAUUUUCUUUUUCAACGUUAAGGGCAGCAUUUAUUGGUGGCACUGAAAUGCAAUUUGCUUC
Molecule: messenger RNA, 679 nt
Organism: Myxocyprinus asiaticus (Chinese sucker)
Lineage: Eukaryota; Metazoa; Chordata; Actinopteri; Cypriniformes; Catostomidae
Gene: tdgf1
Product: teratocarcinoma-derived growth factor 1
Exons: 6
Coding region: 17-580 (187 amino acids)
Source: RefSeq, a predicted model, not a curated record